Molecule: messenger RNA, 2341 nt
Organism: Astrephomene gubernaculifera
Lineage: Eukaryota; Viridiplantae; Chlorophyta; Chlorophyceae; Chlamydomonadales; Astrephomenaceae
Source: the annotation of a GenBank genome assembly
CAAUAAUCGAAGUGAAAGUAACUUUGCAUUCGAUUAAGCCAGUGCAUCUCGAUAGUGACUUGAUUAGCGGCCGUCUGACAGGCCAGCCAGGCCAUUUAAGUGUACUGUCGGGUGUAGUCUUUCAGGGAUGCGUCUUGCCUGAAGAACUCAAUAAAAUGCGCAUUUGUGAGUGAAUAUGACCGAAACGCGUCGACCCUCGAAUAGCUCCUCCUUGGCUGGCGACCUGCCUGGCAGCAUGCCAUCGCCUCUCCCAAAAACAGACAUCGAAGCAGGAAGCAAGCUUCCCAAUGGACCAUCACCGGUCAGAGAUGACCCCAAAGAACCGAACACCUCGACCGCAGCAGCUACUGCAGCAGAGCCCAUGCCUGAGAAUAAACUUGCACGAGAGGAGGAGGAAGAGGAAGAAGAACGCUUUACAAGCGUAACUUAUUUAGACAUUCUCAAGCACUGGAGCGUUAUGGGAUACAUAGGUUUUGGCGGACCAGCAGCGCACAUAGGCUUGUUCCAGCGCUUCUUUGUGGAGCGGUACCGCUGGAUGUCCACACAGGUGUUCACAGAGCUGUUUGCGCUGGGUCAGUGUCUGCCCGGCCCCACCUCCACCCAGGUGUCAUUCGCCAUCGGCACCGUCAAGAAGGGAGUGCUAGGCGGCCUCCUCUCCGGCGCCCUGUUCCAGUACCCGGGAGCUGUGGUGAUGACGGUGGUGGGGGCGGGUGCGGCGCACUGGCUGACCGACCCGCCCGGCUGGCUGGCGGGUAUCGUGGCGGGGCUGGGGGCGGUGGGGGUGGCGCUGGUGGCGGCGGCGGCGAAGGGGCUGCUAGUGAAGAUGUGCAACACCAAGGUCACGGCCAUCAUCGGCAGCCUGUCCGCGGGUGCCGCCAUCUACUGGUCCGAGCCCUGGCUGUUCCCGCUGCUGAUUGCGUUGGGGUUCAUCGUCACCAACAUCACGGAGAGGAAGAUGGACAAGCGGCUCAAGGGCUCCGACGGCGGUGUGGAAUCACUGGGCCUGGGUCUGCUGGGCGGCGGGUUGUUGAUCGGCGCCUGGCUGGUGGUGCUGGGGGUGGUGCUGGGGCUAGCGCGUAGCGGGCGGUACAAGGGGGAGGACGGGCCGCUCAACUGGUUCGAGGUGUUCUUCAGGAUUGGCAGCAUCAUCUACGGAGGAGGGCAGGUGGUGCUGCCCAUGCUGCUCACCGAUGUAGUGAAGAAGGACGAGCAGGGUGUCGAGCUGCCGAACACAUGGGUCACCGAGAAGCAGUUUUAUGCGGGGUUGGGUGCCGUACAAGCCAUACCGGGGCCGCUCUUCAACUUCUCCGCCUACCUGGGAUGCAUCAUGGCCCUGAAGUUCAAUUAUCCCUUCAUACUGGGUGCCGUACUGGCCUGGUUCGGGCUGUUCGCCCCGGGCGUGAUGCUCAUGUUCGGAGUGUUGCCGUACUGGAAGAGGUUCAGGACAUGGCAGGUGUACCGACGAGGUCUGAGCGGCAUGAACGCUGUGGGUGUGGGCCUUAUCCUGGCCUCCGUCUUCCGCAUGACGCUGGACGUGUACCGCAUCAGCCCCUUUCCCACGGCGUCGCUGUGCAUCGGGCUGUUUGCAUUUACAGCUGUCGACGAGUUGCAGAUCUUUGAGCCCAUAGUGGUGCUAGGUGGGGCGCUGCUGGGGCUGCUGGCGUGGGGGGCCAAACUGGACUAGCAUGGGAAGUAAGGAGGCGGGAGGGAAAGGGAGAAGGGGGACUUCAAUGCGCCACAUAUCCGUGCGUUACCGGUAUGUAAAGGUUGGAGGGCGGAUGAGCGAAGAGAGUUGAGAUGUGGGUGGCUGAGUGGUGACAUCCGGGUGUGGCGACCCACGUGCAGGUGUUUGGGGGCACGCGCGUCGUAAGGGGCGGGUAUUAGGUCCAGGGUGCGUGAGGCAGCGUGACUGAUAGGUGUGAGCUCACGUGGAACACGCACGCGCCUGUGUUCGCGUGUCACUACCACCACCUGCACCAUGUGCCUCGCUCGUGUUUGGCAACUGCUCGGCACACACCAUGGGCGUGUAUUCGCGUGUGUCUCUCGCCGUGCAAUGCUGUGCUCGUGUUGUGGAGUGGAAGGAGGAAAGGAAUGAAGAAGGAAGGAGAGGCAGGGAAGCAUUUUGACACUUAUGUAGCGGUUGGGGCUUGGAAAGUGAGGUAUGAGGAAACGUGGGAUCACGUAGCAAGGAAUGGCAGGCAAGUAAGGAAUGAAAGGCAAAAUAUUGAGCGUCGUAUAUAUUGUGCCGAAUCUCAUCCUCGUAUCCAGUUAUGUCGUAACAAACUUGAACUCGCGUCGUCACUUGUUUUCUGUUGGACAGGGUGCUAAUGUAUGGCCAGAC